Messenger RNA from Limulus polyphemus (Atlantic horseshoe crab), 457 nucleotides. RefSeq names its product tropomyosin-1, isoforms 9A/A/B-like. The coding region runs from base 174 to 452 and encodes 92 amino acids. Gene Ontology annotation, biological process: muscle contraction; actin filament organization. Gene Ontology annotation, molecular function: actin filament binding. Lineage: Eukaryota; Metazoa; Arthropoda; Merostomata; Xiphosura; Limulidae. Gene Ontology annotation, cellular component: actin filament. The record is from RefSeq and is a predicted model, not a curated record. The transcript is spliced from 2 exons.
AUGGUUCCAUAACCUGAUUAUAGCCGUUGUUGUUGAGCUGGUCAACGAAGGUUCGUGCGGACUCGGUUUGCGCUCGUGCAUUUGAUAAGACUAAAGAAUAAAGUGAAAGCUUGUUAAACCUGGAUUUUAAAAUCGCCUUUCCCUGUUAACCUCUACAAACUAGAAGUGUAAAAAUGUCUAUGAUACAGCAAGGGUCGAUGUUAGAGAUGUUGAAGAAGAAAAUGAAAGCGGUAAAAGACGAAAUGGAAAAUGCAAAGGAACACCUUGAAGAAACCGAGGCGCGGCUUCAGGAAGAGGUUCGGCGACGCGAGGAAGCUGAAGGUGAAGUAGCUGCUCUCAACAGAAGAAUCCAACUGCUUGAAGAAGACUUGGAACGAUCAGAAGAAAGGUUGAAAAUAGCUACCCAAAAACUGGAAGAAGCAUUGCAAGCUGCUGAUGAAAGUGAACGGUGAGUGCU